Pimephales promelas (fathead minnow) is the source of this 4216-nucleotide messenger RNA. RefSeq names its product signal transducer and activator of transcription 6, interleukin-4 induced (gene stat6). Gene Ontology annotation, molecular function: DNA-binding transcription factor activity; DNA binding. The record is from RefSeq and is a predicted model, not a curated record. Lineage: Eukaryota; Metazoa; Chordata; Actinopteri; Cypriniformes; Leuciscidae. Gene Ontology annotation, biological process: regulation of DNA-templated transcription; signal transduction.
UCAGUAAAGUGAAAGUAGGUGGAUAGAAGAGAGAAAAAACAACAAACGCACACGGAAGGCGCAGACUUAUAUCUCUUACGUGUGUUAAAACAGCUGGCGUCGAAAUCAGUGUUUGCACACUAUGGCGCUGUGGGCGCAAAUUUUCCCACAAUUACAGUACAUACCAACUGAGACGCUGAAUGAACUCUACACAGAACCACUCCCUCUGGAUGUCAGACAUUAUCUGGCCAGCUGGAUAGAGGAUCAGAUAUGGGAGGAAUUUGAUCUAGACAACAUGGAGCAGGAGCCCCGGGCCCGAAUACUGUUGGAUCAGAUGGUGUGUUUGCUGCAGGAGGUGGCUCAAAAAAACCCUAAUGUGGUGGAGAAGGUCAAACUACAACAUUGCAGCAAGAAAUUGAGCGUGUACCAGGCACAACCCAUGCAACUUGUGAGGAUGGUUCGAGAUAUGCUAAGGAAAGAAAGACUCAUGUUAAGACAGGGUAUUGGCUUCCCACCCUUUCAGCCCAUGACUGGGGGUGCUCCAGCUGCCAAUGGCACCCCACAAUCUGUAAGCGAGGAUCAUAAGGCUGAUGUGGACAAUCUGGUGCUCAAAGUUUUGGAAAUUCAGAACUGCCGACAAACGCUUUAUCAGCUACAAGAGGAUUUGAAUUGGGAAAAGCAGGAAAUAGAGCCCAUGCAAGUUCAAAAUGAUUUGGAUCAACAGCAUUCGGAUCAAGUCAUUAGACAGAAUCGCAUAAAGCAGCUUGAGUACAACUUUUCAGUUAGUGCAAAGAAGCGUGUGCAGCUUCUUCAGGAGGCCGUGUACGCCCUGGAGCAGUGCCAGUCCUGUCUUAUUCUCAGAAUUAAGUCCUGGAGGUGGGAACAGCACCGAGCAACCAUUGGCGUGCACUUCGAUGACAACCUUGGCUCUCUGCAGACAUGGUGUGAGCAGUUGCUUGGGGUGAAUAGUAAUCUGAAGCAGGAGCUCAUGUUGAUGAAGGCUGACCACGGAGAGGCUGAAGAGUUUCACACGUUGCAGGAAAGCCUGGCACUUCUGCUCCAGACUCUCAUACAGAAUUCAUUGGUAGUAGACAAGCAGCCUCCCCAGGUCAUCAAAACCCAAUCCAAGUUUUCCUCCACUGUACGCUAUCUGCUGGGAGAGAAGAUGGUCCCUGGAAAACCCGUUGUAUUAAAAGCGCAGAUUAUUACUGAGGCGCAAGCAAGAAACCUAGGACAACAAAGUGUCAUACCCAAUGAAAAUGUUGGUGAUCUUCUCAACUACACGGCUAUCUUAGAACACAACACCGCUAGCAAGAGCACAUGUGCUACCUUUAGAAACAUGUCCAUAAAGAGGAUCAAACGAGCUGACAGGAAAGGCUCUGAAUCAGUGACAGAGGAAAAGUUUGCUUUGUUGUUCAACACAGAAAUAACCAUCACUGGCUGUGAGAGCUCUUAUCACAUUCAGACAAUCUCUCUUCCUGUGGUUGUAAUUGUACAUGGUAGUCAGGAAAUCAAUGCUAUGGCGACCAUCAUAUGGGACUGCGCCUUCUCUGAGCCUAACAGAAUACCGUUCGUCAUUCCGGAGCGUGUGCCCUGGAAGCAGAUGUGUGAAGCUCUUAGCAAUAAGUUCAUGUCUGAGGUGCAGACGCACCGGGCCUUGGACAGAUACAACCUUCAUUUUCUUGCACAGAAGAUCUUUGACCAGCCAGACAUUGCUCAAGAUUUCGGAGAUAUACCUGUGUCCUGGGCUCAAUUCAACAAGGAAGUUCUGCCUGGUCGAAACUUUACCUUCUGGCAGUGGUUUGAAGGGGUGAUUGAUCUUACGAAGAAAUGCCUGAGAGACUAUUGGACUGAUGGAUUGAUUUAUGGCUUCAUUGGAAAACAUCAUCUCCAUGUCCUCCUCCAAAACAAGCCCAACGGCACCUUUCUUUUGCGCUUUAGUGACUCAGAAAUGGGCGGCAUCACCAUUGCCUAUGUGGGUCCCAGUGAGAAUGGAGGCAGGAAAAUCCAGAAUAUCCAACCUUUCACCAAAAAGGAUCUGGACUCAGCUGGCCUUGGUGACCGCAUACGGGAUAUUAGUUGUAUCUCUUAUGUGUAUCCAGACUUUAAAAAGACUGAUGUAUUUAAAAAAUUCUUUACAGUGAUUUCCCCCCCUAAUCCUGAUGGAUACCUGCCAUUCAAACUAACAACAGUAGUCAACCCAGGAGACCUUAGCUCCUCCACUCCCAGCAUGCCACCUCAGACUGACCUCGCUCCGGAUUUCUCUAUUGGCCCAGACUAUGGACUAACUAUGAAUCAGAAUCAUUUCCCACCGCAUCCAAGUAAUUGUACACCCACAUAUAUGUCAGACCCCAUGUCUGUUCCAGGACCAAUCUACCCACCAGCCAUGCCACUAGCUCCCUCAGAUGACAUGGAUUCGCUGGAUGAAAUUUUGGAUCAAUUUUAGGUACAUCAUUAAGAGGUACAGUCCCACUGUUGCUUGUGGAGAUCUAUCAAAUGGCUUGGAGCUUCAUGGACUUCCAGAGCAAUUCAUAUGUCCUAAAAUGACACAUCACCCAUUUGCUCUAAAAACAAGUGUAUCUGUAGGGAUGGAAAUUAUGGCAUGGAUUGCAUAAACAACUCGGCAUCACACUCGCUUCCUCCCGCAAAUAAAAAAACACGCAGUUUAAAGGACCAGUGUGUUUAACUCAAUAAUAAUAUGUAGUAAUAAUAAUAAUGUUUAAUAGCAACUUGUAUAAUUUCUAUGAGAAAGCAGGUGAAGUGUUGGCAAAAAGAGCCUUUGCGCAUUAGCUUUUAGUACCUAAACUGCUUAGUCAUUCCCUGUUUCUGUCAAAUGAAAUCUCUUGAAAGCAGCAUUUUAACUGACAAGUGAAACAGGAAAUUGUUUGCUAUCAAGUGGUUGUAUUUUCCAUUGAACUCACACAUUUGUGUAUACCAGAAGUUUUUUUUAAUGAUAGUUAUGAUCAUCAUAAAACAUAUUUAGCAUAUUUCAGUGUGGUUAUGUCACCAGAGUAGAUUAACAAUGUCCUGAAUGAGACAGACACAGAUUUGGUGAGGUAAGCAGAAAUGAAUAGCAUCACAUGUGCUCUUUUAGACACAGACAAAAGUUUUAUUAAACUAUAUGCAAUUAUUACUUUUGUACCAUUUUUGAUAUAAACAGUUUUUCACUCAGCUGUUUUAUUUGCAUGAGUUUUUUGUAAUGAAAUUUUCAAUAUUUAGUACUCAUAUGAUUCCACUGUCAGCUUCUGGCCAGUAAAACUAAAAUCUCAGUUUUAUUAACUGCUUAUCAAUGGUGAGUUUUACUUAACUCUGUCAUAUAUCAUUUGUUCCUUAAUGCUGGGGACACACUUAACGACUAGCUGAAACAUUCUAAGACUGAACUGAACACACUUACAGACUGUUUCCAACGACUGGAGUAGAUUUUAAACACCGACUGUGAACAGCGACUGAACGCAACUGGCGCGUUCUGGCAUGAUCAGACGUAAGUUUCAAAUUACAUUCAUAAUUGUCCUUGCGGUCAUUAAGUGUGUCCCCACCUUAACUUGCACAGCAUGAACUCAAUUUCGCAAGCCUCUCAUUACAUAAUUUAUGAGUAUGAAUCAUGUAAAAUACAUCUUGUGUGGACAAAUUAACUAAGUUUUCAUAUAAAAAGUAGACAUAAUAAUGACUCUACAUACUCUACAGUGUUCUAUGUGUUCACCUCUUCUGUAUUAAGUCCUUAGUACUAUAGGUCAUCUUUCUUAAAUUUUUAAUGUAAUAUACAUUUUCCUUUCCAUAAACUGUGAUUUUUUUUUUUUUACCUUUCAACAAUACUGUUCUAUAUCUUGUAAAAUAUAAAUCGUUCAUCUUAGUGCUUUGAUUAGGAAAAUAUCUAAUGGGAUGUUUUUUUCAAAGGUGCCAUCUGUAACUGUUUGUAUGUAUUUAGUCCUUUUUGGGGAAUACCACACAAUUUCGUCUCUGUUGUCUAUCCAGAUGUUCUCUCUGUAGGUCAAACGGAUGAUUGUGCUAGAUAUACUCCUGUCUGAUUAUUGAUCCUGAAGAUUUCAUCUAAAUCAUGUUAUCUGCCAAAGAAUAGCAUAAAGCACUUAAUGCAUUUGUCAUUAAAAAAUGUCAAAGUUGCAAUUUUUUUCAUUUAAUACACGUGACCAAAUGUGUAAAGCAGAUAUAUAUGAUUUUUUUUUCAAAGAAAUAUUCAAAUUUCUAUGUUAAAAAUCUGAUAAAUAAAGUCAAAAUGCCA